Rhizophagus irregularis DAOM 181602=DAOM 197198 is the source of this 981-nucleotide messenger RNA. NCBI's taxonomy places the organism in Eukaryota, Fungi, Glomeromycota, Glomeromycetes, Glomerales, Glomeraceae. The record is from RefSeq and is a predicted model, not a curated record.
AACCAAAAUUAUGUAACAUUUGAUAAUGAUACCGUUAGUAUUGAUAUAAUUGAAAGUACAUUUAAUAAUCCUGAUUCAACGUAUUAUGUUAUGAUUGAGAAUAAUUUUGUUUCGACUCUAUCAUACAAUGAACCUCUCCCUGGUUUAUAUAGUAAUAUUUGGUCUUUUACAACGUUACCAGAAGAAGAAAAAGAAAAAGGAAGUAGUAAAAUUAAAAUGUUUUUUGAUGGCAUUUAUGGAAAAGUUAGAUUGACCAAAGACGGAACUUCUUACUUUGACACUCUCAACUCCAAUCAAAUAAAUAAAUUCUUUAAUAAUUUAACACAAGAAUUGGCCGAUGCAGUCGCUGUUACAUCAAAACGAAUAAUCACCAAUUAUAGAUUUGUAAUUGACACUAACAUUGAAAGUUCUUCAAAACAAUAUCUUUUAUCCAUUAAGAUUGAUAAACCACAAUCUGCAUCAGAUAGGGAGACUAAAUUAAUCACUAAAGAUUUAGAUAUUAUGAUUCGGAAUAUGGACAUCACUGUUCUUGCAUCUGGAAGUUCUUCGAAAUAUUUGGAACCAAUCUAUGGAUAUGUAACUAUACCCAGGUGGUAUGAGAAUUCUGACAAUAUAUGCCAACUUAUUUUAACAGUUAUAUUCAUUUUGAUAUUGACCAUACUUUGCAUCAUUUCUAUACAUUAUGAUGCAAAAAUUGAAGUAAAAGUGAUGCAAAUAGUAGUGUUAGGAAAGCUUUUUUUCACAUAAUGAAAUCGGGUAUAUGUAAAUUAAUCCAACCUUUAAAUUUAUGUAAGAGGAGGGAGGUUAAUGAGAGGAGGGAUGUUGAUGAGGAUAAGGUAAAGUACACAUUCUAUAUUUAAUUGAAAAUCAAAUGCUAACAUAAUGUUUAUUUAUUUAGAGCAACCACUUUAAAAUUUUUUUAUAUGGAUUUAAUGUUUUGUCAUUUGUGUUGGACAUUUUUUUUGUUAAGGUAGAGGCAGG